AUGGAAACGAUAGGUCAGCCUGUCACGGCAAAGGAUGAGGAGCGGCCGCCCAUGUUGCCGUACUCUGAUGUGACUGCCCGACCGAAGAUGACGGAACUCCCAUGCACUCAGCCGAUGUCAUUUAACUUUCCGUUCGCGCACUUCGCGUUGAUGUAUAUCAACCGCCAUGGGGAACUCCAGGUGGAAGCCUCACCCUCGAUCGCGGGGUAUGAGAAGGGAAUCUUUACAGAGGAUGUAAGAGAAAAGUUCCUCAAGUCCGCAACGGUUGGAUGGCAGCCAAAUAUGCAGUCUGGCACAGUUGGUCACAUGGACAACGACAUCACGGGAAAGCAACAAGCCUUUCUGGCGAAUCCCACGGCCCAGAUCGGCUUACAACAAUCGUCGGGCAGCUGGUAUCAACCACAGUCUGGACUCAUUCCUUGCGAGUGGCAAUCGUUUCAGAACAAGCGUCACCGUCGCAACAUGAGACGGGUGGGCUCUGCGUACGGCCAAGAUUCGGAUUCGAUCUCACCCACACCUUCACUCCGGUGGUCUGCGCUUCGAGUUGGAAAUCAGGAGCUUUUGCGAACUUAUUAUGACAAAGCGUUCGAGAAUUUCCAGCAGCUGAACUGUCGAGCGAUUGCAAAAGCCUUUGUCAAGCUGGUGGAACCCCGAAAGCAAGUCAACCACCCGUACAAUGGCCGGAAGACAACGGGAGGAUCAUCGCAGCGGGUCGACCCUGAGUUGACAAAGCCCAAAUGGUGGCCAGCAGGAGUCACUCACCGGGAGCCGGACCAUCUUCUAAAAGCAGUACCGGCAGAGCGCUCACAGGUCCUCGACGAGAUUUACUACGUUCGAGAGAUGGAGGAAAUGUAUCUCGACGGGAAGAUCAGUGGAGAUACCGUCAUCCAUGUGUCCCAUGUCCACAUGGGAGAAGCGUGUGUUGCAUCUGAGCUGCAGGCGCAGGUAACUGAUUCCAGCUUCUGUGACCCGUCUCUCGCGACGAGCUCGAUGAAGAGGAACGUGUCUAAUAUUGUGGACAACCAGUACCACGGAAUUGGCCAUGAAGCGCCUCAGUCAUCUUUUGAGGGAGGACAUGCCACCAUGGCAAAUUAUCAGACAAAACAAUCGAACGCGCAAGACACUCACCCUCCUUUGUCUCCGGCAUCCUCUCCUUCGAUCAGCCGAAAGAGUUCGUUGGAGAGCAGUCUUACAACCUAUUCAGAUGAUAUACAUCCGGGCGUGUUGGCUCCCAGCGACCAGAACCGUGGUCUCUGCGAACCUAAAGACGUCAAUCCCGGGGGAGUUUCAUGUUUGCCGGAAUACUUCACGCAGCACAUGGCGACUCAGACAACAACACAGCACCAUAAUGCGGGGUUCUGGAAUCCUCUGCCUCAUGCGCAUCAACCUUUAGCCUUCCCGGGCUACUGA
Molecule: messenger RNA, 1410 nt
Organism: Aspergillus terreus NIH2624
Lineage: Eukaryota; Fungi; Ascomycota; Eurotiomycetes; Eurotiales; Aspergillaceae
Product: DUF2841 domain-containing protein
Exons: 5
Coding region: 1-1410 (469 amino acids)
Source: RefSeq, a predicted model, not a curated record